Maniola jurtina (meadow brown) is the source of this 682-nucleotide messenger RNA. RefSeq names its product general odorant-binding protein 84a (gene Obp84a). Bases 43 to 561 code for a protein of 172 amino acids. The transcript has 4 exons. The record is from RefSeq and is a predicted model, not a curated record. Gene Ontology annotation, molecular function: odorant binding. Gene Ontology annotation, biological process: sensory perception of smell. Lineage: Eukaryota; Metazoa; Arthropoda; Insecta; Lepidoptera; Nymphalidae.
UAUAAAAACCGACGUAGUUGCAAGAUUUAAUAGAUUUCAAGAAUGAAUCAGAUAAUGAAUUUGUUUUACGCCAUAGCUUUCGCGUUUAUAACUUUUUCAGUAACGGAAUGUACGGAGGCAAAAGAUAAAUCAAACAGCAAAGACAUGGCUUUAGGGCUAGAGACGACAACGGUAUCUACGUCAAUAGAAGAAAGGGAUAAUAUUGAGGAAUUUAAUCUAAUAGAAGUUAUGGUGGAAUGCAAUGAUUCAUUUCGUGUUGAAAUGUCAUAUCUUGAGAGCUUUAAUAAAAGUGGAAGCCUACCAGAUGAAACUGACAAAACACCCAAGUGUUAUAUGCGCUGCGUUUUGGAGAAAGCUGGCAUUGCCUCACCUGCGAGCCAGUUCAAUGUGAAGCGCACUGCAGAAAUAUUUCCGCAGCUCAGGGAUGUACCCGAAGAGGAUAUUAUCAAAAUGGCGACCGAAUGUACUGAUAGACCUGAAACUUGUAAAUGUGAAAGAUCGUACCAAUAUCUGAAGUGUUUGAUGGAGGCGGUCAUUGAAAAAUAUGAUCUUGAAAGAUAAAAUGCGUGUUUACUACAUCUUCUGUACCGUAUACAACAAACUGACCAAUUGUGCUGCUCAUAGGAAAAACAUUUUGUUUAUUAAUAGAAAUAAUAUUCUAUUAAUAAUAUAUAUAAUUAUG